AUGAUUUCAGGAAAUGUUAUUGUAGGUAUUGAUUUAGGUACAUCAAAUACAUCUUGUACAUUUGAGCAGAAUGGUAGCCCAGAGAUAUUAAGAUUUAAUGGUGCUUCUCUUUUACCUUCUUAUAUAUUUGAACAAUAUGAUGAAGAUAAAAAGAAUAUAUCCAAUGCAAUGGGUCCUACUAUUAGAGAUUUAGCUGCAAGCUACAAUAAAAAGUUACUAUUUGGAGCCAAAAGACUACUUGGAAGAAAUUUUGAUCAUGAAAAAGUUCAAGAGUUCAUUAAAAUACACAAGGACAAGGUAGAUAUAGUUAAUCAAGAUAAUAAACCUCUUUACAAGAUUACAUUUGAAGAUUACAAUAAAACUUACUACAAAAAACCAGAAGAUGUUUCUUCCGAUCUUUUAGGCUUCGUAAGAGAAACAUUCGCUAAAUGUCAUGGUUCCCAAAUAGAUGCAUGUGUUAUUACAGUCCCUGCAAAUUUCAAUACAAAUCAAAGAAGAGCAACUCAAAAUGCUGCACAGAAAGCAGGCCUUAACUGUUUACGACUUGUUAAUGAACCUACAGCCGCCGCAUUUGCAUAUAAACAAUCCCUUGAUGAAGUGACUUUAAGGGAAAAUCAAACAAUUAUAGUUUUCGACUUCGGUGCUGGUACUUUAGAUGUUUCCGUUGUAGUUUUUAAUAACAAUGACUUUGUUGUAAAAUACAUAGAAGGCAAUAGCGACCUUGGUGGCCAAGAUUUUGAUAAUAUUUUGUAUGAAUAUAUCAAGGAACAGUUCAAAAAACAGUAUAAAGACGUAACUGAUGCAGAUAUUAACUACAGAGCAGCUAAUUUACUCAUGCUUAAUGUUGAAAAAUGUAAAAUUGCUUUAAGUGCAACAAAAAGAUACGAUAUCGUAGUACAGCCAUUUGCGAAAGGUAUAGAUUUGAAUAUGAAAAUCAUCCAAAGCAAAUACCAAAGUUUAAUUGAAGAUAAAGUUUAUCAAGCCCAAGAUGUUUUAGCCAAAGCAAUUAAAGGCGCCAAAAUAGAUCCUAACUCAAUUACAGCUGUUAUUCCAAUUGGUGGAACAUGCAGAACACCUUUAGUUGCUGAAAUGUUAAAUUCAUUCUUUAAUGGCGAAGACAGUAAGAAAUACGGCAUCGUGUUCAAUAAACCAAUCAACAUUGUUGAGAAAUUAAGCUUCGAACAUUCAGUUUCUGAUGGCGCAUAUUAUAUUGCAAAAUUACUUGCAUCAGGAAAAGAACUUGGUGACAAAGUUGAAACUAGAAAAGUUUCAAAACCUAAACCAGCACCGAUUUUCCAGGACAAACUUGCAAAUUACGUUGGAAUGAUGAUGGCAGAUGGAAAUCCUUGGUGGGUGUUCCCUAACGGAGCUCCUUUCCCACUGGAAGAUAAUGUUCCUGUCCUAAAUGACCCUUGGAAACACUCAAUGUCCUUUUCCGUCAUUGAAGGUAAAAAAGAUGAUAAACAAUUCUCAAGAAUCAUAAAAGUACAGGUAGAUAAUAUACCUGAAAGUGCAAAACAUUUAAUAACAACCCUCAAAUAUGAUGAAAAUGGAAUUUUGGAAGUAAGAUUAGCAGAUAAAACAACAGGAUUCGAAAAAUUCGUGAAAAUAACAAACGAAUUUCAAUGUUCACCUGAGGAAAUACAAUCAUCCAGAAGAGCUAAUGAUGAGAACGUUGAUUUGAAUAUUCUUGAACAUAAUUUCAGGAAAAAAUUGGAUAAUCUUAAAUCAAAGGUAAAUAAAGAGAAAAGAAAGGCUUCAAAUAAAAAGCCUUAUAAUGAUUUGCUUAAUAGAAUUGAUGAACUUGAUGAUGAAUCACAGGAAGAAUUUGAUCAUAAAAAUCAUCCAAAAAUAUUAGAUGAAAUCGAAAGAGAUUUCAAAUCCUUGUAA
Messenger RNA from Trichomonas vaginalis G3, 1890 nucleotides. RefSeq names its product ATP binding. The transcript has a single exon. The record is from RefSeq and is a predicted model, not a curated record. Lineage: Eukaryota; Parabasalia; Trichomonadida; Trichomonadidae. Gene Ontology annotation, biological process: cellular response to unfolded protein; protein refolding. Gene Ontology annotation, molecular function: heat shock protein binding; misfolded protein binding; ATP hydrolysis activity. Gene Ontology annotation, cellular component: cytoplasm. Bases 1 to 1890 code for a protein of 629 amino acids.